This is a messenger RNA of Acanthosepion pharaonis, 597 nucleotides long. The record is from the annotation of a GenBank genome assembly. NCBI's taxonomy places the organism in Eukaryota, Metazoa, Mollusca, Cephalopoda, Sepiida, Sepiidae.
AUGUUUCUUCUGUUAGUGUCUGAGACAUGCUGUCUCCGUUUCUCUCUCUAUAACGCGCUUAUUUUCACGCUCACUAUCAUCACCUUGCAAGGUCCCUCUGUCAUAUGCUCCCUAUUCUUUAUUGUCCUUCCCAGUCCCUAUAAUUCUCUUAUCCCUCACAGUCUGUUAUUUGUUCUCUUAUUAUCCCUCAUAGUCUCUAUUAUUUGUUCUCUUUAUUGUCCCUCCCUCCCCUAUUAUUUGUUUUCUUAUCCCUCAAAGUCCCUAUUAUUUGUUCACUUUAAUCUCCCUCCCAGUCCCUAUUAUGUCCCUAUUAUUUUUUAUUUGUCCCUCCUAGUCUCUAUUAUUUGUUCUCUUUAUUGUUCCUCCCUGUCCCUAUUAUUUGUUUUCUUAUCCCUUCUAGUCAAUAUUAUUUGUUCAUUUUCUUUUUUGUCCCUCCUAGUCCCUAUUAUUUGUGCUGUUUUUGUUUCUCCCAGUCCGUAUUAUGUCCCUAUAAUUUGUUCUCUUACUGUCCCUAUAAUUUCUCUUAUCUCACACACUCUAUUUGUUCUCUUAUCCCUACCAGUCUUUAUUAUUUGUUUUCUUUAUUGUCCCUCCUAG